AUGGGAAUCGGAGAAACCCAAUCGCCCUCCAGAAUCAAAGCCAGAAUCACAACUCGAAAAUCACAACUCCUGGAAGGCUUACCUACAAUCGGUCAACCAAACUUUGGACCAACUUGGAACCCUAGUAUAAGUGAAAACCUGCGUACUAACGAUGACAUAUUCACUAAUUUAUCUUGUAUUCCACCGGCACGCAAUUCGAAUAAUUUGAUAACUAUUCAUGUUUGUAAACCAGGACCACCAGAGAGUCGCUCUAUUCCUACGUGUAUUGUAAUUAAUGCGAGAUCCUUGGCUAAACCUGACGCUUGUUCGGCAUUGUACUUAGAAUUGAAUAGUCACAAUGUAGAUCUGGGUAUUGUGACAGAAACUUGGCUAAAAUCUACCAUUCCCAGUCAAGCGGUAUGCCCUGUCGGUUUCACUGUGAUACGGAAAGACAGACCAUAUGGUAGGCAGGGUGGUGGUGUAGCAGUCUUUUGUAGGCACGAUUGGAAACUCGAAAUUUUGGAAGAAUUUUCGAAUCCUUAUAAAUGUCAAUGGACUAAAAUAACAACCAAUAACUCGAUAUUUUACUUAUCAGCAAUAUAUCAUCCUCCAUCUCCCGAAUACCAUCCUGAUGACCUCCUUAAUUUCCUAAUGGACUCAUGUGAGAGAGUAUUAUCAUUAGCGCCCAACGCGAAACUAAUCAUAGCUGGUGACAUUAACCAAUUGGCGAUAAAGACAUUGCUAAAUUACCAUUCGUUAGUACAUAUUGUGAAUCUUCCGACUCGUGGCCAAAAUAUCCUUGAUGUGUUUGUAACCAAUGUUCCCAACUUCUGGAGUAAAGCUAAAACGAUAAAAAGCCUUGUACGAUCUGACCAUCUGGCUGUUUUACUUAAACCUGUGGUUAAGGCAAAAGCCAUAAGAAAAACAGUAAAGUUUCGCGACUUAAGAGAGCACAAUAAGUUAAAAAUGUUGCGGAAAAUGGAGGACUUUCAAUGGGACACAAUCUCCAGAGGUACUUCUUGUCCAAACGAAAUGAUCACCAACUUUUAUAACAAAAUCUGGCCAAUAUACGAAGAAUGUUUCCCAAUUAUUAAAACACGACUAUCUAGUAGAGAUCCUUCUUUUCUUUCUCCAAUAGUUAAACAUCUCUUAAAGCUGAGGAAAAUGCCAUUAACAAGAGAGAUAACGAGAGCAGUAAUGGUGAAGUACCAUUAAGCCACAUUAUUGAUCCAAAGGUAAUGAAUGAGCAUUUUCAAACUAUUAAUACAGAUCCUGACUAUGUUACCCCUCAACCUCUCCCUGUUCCCCGUGGCACAAGAGUACCUGAAUUAUCCGUCCAUACUGUUUGUAAACUACUAUUAAAUCAGAAACGAACCACCUCGGGUCCAGAUGAGUUACCACAUUGGUUUUGGAACACCUAUGCGUAUGACAUUGCGCCUGUAAUAACCAUCAUUUUUAACAACUCAAUUAAACUUGGCAUUGUUCCUGACAGUUGGAAAUUAGCAAAUCUUUUACCUGUCCCCAAAGAAUCUCCUCUGACAGAAUCAAACCAAUUACGACCCAUUUCGUUGACUAAUAUAAUUGUUCGCCUUUUUGAAAGAGCAAUCUUUACAACUGAAUUAGUCCAGGUGAUGGAAAACGCCAUCCAUAAAGAUCAGUUUGCGUAUAAAAGAGGUUAUAGCUCUACAAUGGCCCUAAUAAAAGCGCAACAUACCUGGAUGGAAUGGUUGGAUGGUAAUGCUAGUAUGGUACGCGUCUUCUCUUUUGAUUUCAGUGAGGCUUUUGACACUGUACCGCACGAGAUUUUAUGCAAUAAGCUGAAGAAGCUUCCUAUUAGUCCCUAUAUUCCAACUGGAUCAUCAAUUUCUUAA
This is a messenger RNA of Paramuricea clavata, 1850 nucleotides long. Lineage: Eukaryota; Metazoa; Cnidaria; Anthozoa; Malacalcyonacea; Plexauridae. The record is from the annotation of a GenBank genome assembly.